CGCAAGCAAUCCUGAGCACGAACUACCUCCGCCAACUCCGCACUGCAUCUGGACCUCCGGACCGUGACUUGGCACUAGACUAGUACUUACUAGGACAGCUUGCCCCGAGUCCAACGCUGGCCUCGUAAUUGAUACUGAGUUGAUAUAAGUGAAACCUACUAUUUUCAUCCAACAAAAGAGGGAAAACGACCGAUAGAGUCCAAUUCUGCCUUAAAGAGCUAUCCCUACGCGAAUCUCGUCAGAAGACGUCUCUUGCGCUCAUUUCUGGUUGGAUCAUCCGUUCUUAAACCGACAGUCUAGGCAUUCUUAGCUCACUCGCCGGCACAGACUGCGAUGGGUUCACAGAAUCUCCUGGGUCCAGCGGAUCCCGCUACCAGUCUUCGUUUGUCGCAAGAGGCGCCCGGGUUCUUGAGAAAUAAUGCGAUUUCAAACGGACGAUUCCCGUCAUUCCUUAAGUCUGAGAAUAUGGGAGAUUGGAUAGCGCACGAACAGCAUCUCCUUGCCUGUCUCAGGACAGGAGACGAUAAAUCCGCUCAUAUUUUUCUUGACCGGUUGACCGCUCGCUUUGGCCCUUCCAAUGAGAGGGUUAUGGGUCUCCGAGGCCUGUAUCAAGAGGCUGUUGCAGAGGAUGGGAAAGCCCUUGAAGGGGUCCUCCAUGAGUACGACGAGAUUCUCGAGAAGCAACCGGCGAAUGUGCCCAUUCUAAAACGCCGCAUCGCGCUUCUGCGGUCAAUGUCUAGAAUCUCAGACGCUAUAUCUGCUCUCGUGGAAUUUGUCGAGGCCUUUCCUACGGAUGCGGAAGCCUGGUGCGAACUGGCAGAUCUAUACCAAAGCCAGGGGAUGAGCUCGCAGGCGAUAUUUUGUGUCGAGGAGGCUCUCCUUAUCGCACCUAAUGCUUGGAACCUCCACGCCCUCCUCGGCGAAUUGCAGUAUAUCGCCGCUAUUUCCACACAUGCCGAUUCAGAAGAGGACCAACAAAGGCUUCUCGUCAAUUCAUUCAGGCAAUUCUGCAGGAGUGUGGAAUUGUGCGAUGAUUACCUUCGUGGAUUCUAUGGAAUCAAAGUGACGUCUUCAUACCUGCUAGACCACUAUUUGCAAAAACCAGACAAUAAAUCCGGGAAAGGCAAUGAUAAGAGCCUGUCGAAGGAUGUGGUUGAAAGACUCAAUAUUCUGGCAACGAAGAAGCUUACGGAUGCUGUAGAGAAGCGCCAAUUGGACAUUCAAGGGCCAGGGCCUGGUCAAAGCGAACUUGCAGCAGUCCAGGAGCUUCUGAAGCAUCAUUGAAUCCGUGGGCCUCUACAGCCCGACCACGAUGUUUCCUUUCCUUUUUUCCCUACGUGCCUGGUGAUGUCUCUGUAACAUAAUUAUUGCGUUCUGAGUAGCAUGUGAUCUAGUUGUCUGCUCGGCUAAGGCACUAACUAAGUAUCGUCCUGGUUGUGCCUGAUCCAGGUACCCUGUUUUUCAUUGGACUGUAUAUGAUACCACCUCGAUCAGAAAUAAUAUUAGCAAUACUAUACUGCUCAUAAUCGAGUAGUAAUUAACU
Messenger RNA from Paecilomyces variotii, 1543 nucleotides. RefSeq lists its product as hypothetical. The transcript has 6 exons. Gene Ontology annotation, cellular component: EMC complex. Gene Ontology annotation, molecular function: protein binding. Bases 334 to 1284 code for a protein of 316 amino acids. The record is from RefSeq and is a predicted model, not a curated record. Gene Ontology annotation, biological process: protein folding in endoplasmic reticulum. NCBI's taxonomy places the organism in Eukaryota, Fungi, Ascomycota, Eurotiomycetes, Eurotiales, Thermoascaceae.